AGUACGCGCGAGAGAUAAAGAGUGUGUAGGAGAGGAAGAAAGGGCUUGAGUUCAGACGAAGGUGAGGCGAGGUCCUACCAUGUAGGAGGCCAGAAGAAAAGAGGGGAGGGAUAGACCGAUAGCGAAGUGCAGCAUAGAGCGAUACGAAUAGACAUCAGAGUGUGAGGGAGAGAGCGACAGAGAGAGUCAGCGCGCUCGAGCAGGAGUGCGCUCGGGGACAGCAGCACACCGGCCGGAUCUAAGAGUUGAGAGGAUGGAGAUCCGACCAGAUCGGUUCAAGGUGGUGGCGGGAAGAACACUUGGGAAGAUUCACAGACUCAUCGAGAAGCGGCAGGAGAAUGGCGAGACGAUCGAGCUGUCGGCGGAGGGCCGCCCGGAGAUGGUGGAGGAGAAGGAGAUGCCGGUGGUGGACUGCACCUGCUGCGGCCUGCCCCGCCGCUACAUCAUCGCCAUCCUGUGCGGCCUGGGCUUCUGCAUCUCCUUCGGCAUCCGCUGCAACCUCGGCGUGGCCAUCGUCAGCAUGGUCAACAACCACACCGUCUUCCACGGCAAGAGGGAAGUCCUCGAGCCAGCUCAGUUUUCAUGGGACCCAGAGACUGUAGGGAUGAUCCAUGGCUCAUUCUUUUGGGGCUACAUAGUCACACAAAUCCCUGGAGGAUUCAUAUGUCGAAGGUUUGCAGCCAACCGGGUUUUUGGCUUUGCAAUUGUGGCCACGUCCGUCUUAAAUAUGCUGAUCCCUCAUGCUGCUCGGGUAUCCUAUGGCUGUGUCAUGCUGGUCAGGGUUUGCCAAGGGCUUGUGGAGGGUGUGUCAUACCCUGCCUGCCAUGGAAUCUGGGCUAAAUGGGCUCCACCCCUUGAAAGGAGCAGACUGGCAACAACAGCUUUCUGUGGGUCAUAUGCAGGGGCAGUGGUGGCCAUGCCUUUGGCAGGAAUUCUGGUGCAGUACACUGGGUGGUCCUCAGUCUUCUAUGUGUAUGGCAGUGUUGGUGUGUUCUGGUACCUGUUCUGGAUCCUGGUGUCCUAUGAGAGUCCUGCAGCCCACCCCACGAUCACUGCCGAGGAGCAGCAGUACAUUGAGGAGGCCAUCGGGGACUCGGCCAACACCCAGAACCUGGCGAAGUUUAAGACUCCCUGGCGCGCCUUCUUCACCUCGAUGCCUGUGUAUGCCAUCAUUGUGGCCAACUUCUGCCGUAGCUGGACCUUCUACUUGCUCCUCAUCAGUCAGCCAGCGUACUUUGAGGAAGUCUUUGGGUUCGAGAUCAGCAAGGUGGGGAUGGUGUCAGCUCUGCCUCAUCUGGUGAUGACCAUCGUGGUGCCAAUUGGAGGGCAGCUGGCAGACUACCUGCGGACCCACAACCUCAUGAGCACAACCAACGUGCGCAAACUCAUGAACUGUGGAGGUUUUGGCAUGGAGGCAACUCUGCUACUGGUGGUUGGGUACUCUCACACUAAAGGGGUGGCCAUCUCCUUCCUUGUGCUUGCUGUUGGCUUCAGUGGCUUUGCAAUCUCAGGGUUUAAUGUGAACCAUUUGGACAUCGCCCCACGCUAUGCUAGUAUUCUCAUGGGUAUCUCCAACGGAGUCGGUACCUUAUCGGGCAUGGUGUGCCCUCUCAUCGUUGGAGCCAUGACCAAACACAAGACUCGUGAGGAGUGGCAGGGUGUGUUUCUCAUUGCCUCACUGGUCCAUUAUGGCGGAGUCAUCUUUUACGGUCUCUUUGCAUCGGGAGAAAAGCAGUCGUGGGCGGACGUGGAGGACACCAGCGACGAGAAAUGCGGCAUACUGGGAGAGGACGAACUGGCCAAUGAGACAGAAGAGCUUUACCGUACCGGUGGACAGUACGGGGCCAUGAGCCAACCAGACGCAGGGCCCAACGGAGGCGGCGGCGGCGGCGGAGGAGGAGCAGGGGGCUGGGUCAGUGACUGGGAUAAGUCUGAAGAGUUAGUCCAGCCGCCGGGAACCAAUAGGUAUCUGUAUGGAGGAGAAGCGGACCGAGAACUGCCAUAGAAGCACAGAGGAAUAUGAAAGAAAGGUGGAGAGGGAGAGGGAAUGGGAGGGGUCACUGGAGAACUAUGAGUACAGUGGACAGGGGUUGGGAGAGUUCUAAAAUGAAUGAGUACACUACUGAGAGUGUGUGUGUGUGUGUGUGUGUGUGUGUGUGUGUUUGUGUGUGUGUGUGUGUGUGUGUGUGUGUGUGUGUGUGUGCGUAUGUGUGUGUGUGUAUGCGUGAGUGUGUGUGUGUGUGUGUGUGUGUGUGUGUGUGUGUGUUUGUGUUGACUAUUGAUUCCUCCCAAGUCUCCCCUCGUGGCUGUCCUAACUUGUGUCGUCACAGCUAACCUGUGUGGCUUGUGAGAGAGUGUGUAAUCAUUUUGUAUGUUUAUAAGUCUGGGUUUAUGCGUAUAAUGUUAAGGGUGCAGCAAAUAAUGAAUUUGGUGGACAGUGAUCUUUUCCUGUUCUGUGAGGUUGUGUGAGUAUUGUUUGUGUGUGUGUGUGUGUGUGUGUGUGUGUGUGUGUGUGUGCAUCCACGCUAUGUAUGUGUGGCAGUCAGGCCUUUGAUGGUGCUCUAUUAUGUGUAUAUAAUUCAGUAAUUUAGGCUGUCUGCCAAAAUCACUGUUAUGCACUUAAAAUGAGAAUAUGAGAGAUAUAUACCUUGUGUCUGUGGGUUUGUGUUUAUGUACAUGCAUGUAUAUAUGUGCGUGCGAGUGUGUGUGUGAGUGUGAGUGUGUGUUUGGGGUGAAGCCUAUUUGUACGCACGUGGUUUUGCGUACUUAAGCGUGGUAAAGAGCUUUGAGGUCAUUGGUCGGGUACCCCGUAAGUUGUUAGAGAGUUUAGGGUCAGACAAAAGGUCGGAAUUAGCGUCAGGGCCGAGGUCAUGCUCUGGUGAUCCCGUAAGACGUGGUACUAGAGCCUUUUGCUCAAUGAGCAAACACACUUAGGCUCAGCUGAAUGCUACUUGUGUGAAUGUUUUUAUGUGUGUGUGUGUGUGUGUGUGUGUGUGUGUGUGUGUAUGUAUGUAUGUAGGUAGGUACUGUAGAUACAGUGUUGAGAGCUGGGCACACUCUCCUUGCAAAUUGUGAGCAGUGGACUUCUCUCACAUUGGUCAAACUACAUAAUGUCUACUGGAUCCACCAACUGUGUUUUCCAUAACAUUAUGCUAAAUGUCCCUUUCUCUCUUAUAUUUUAGUGUACUGUAUGUGAGUUUGGGUAUAUUAAGUUGGUGAUGUGUAUACAUCUAUGCACUUGUGUGUGUGUGUGUGUGUGAGUGUGUGUGUGUGUGUGUGUGUGUGUGUGUGUGUGUGUCAGAAAGAGAGAGAGAAAGAGAGAGAAAUAUACUGUCCCAUUUGUUAACGUGUCAUGGUACACAGAUGAUCUGCACAGUAUUUUUUGUCUUACAAUGCCUGUCCCUUCAACGUUCAUGCGCACAUACACAGACAGAAAACAACGUAUGCUCUUAUGUUACAUCUCUGUGUGCCUGUUUAUGUGUGAGUAUAUGAGAGAGAAUGCUGAAUUAUGUGGUGUCCAAAGACAAUAGAAAGGGGGAAGAAAGCCCAUUUGAAUGUGUGUUUGAGUGUUGAAGUUUAAGUAUAGAUGUUAUGAAGUUAAAGUCUUGGGUUAUUCCUGGGUGCAGCUUUGGGUGUGGGAUGAAGGGGGAACUGUCACAGGGGGUGUACAUGCAUAAAAGCACCUACAAAACAACAGUAUAUCUGCAGUGCUGUCACUGGCUCUAAUGCCUACGGGUACGUUUAAAUGUUACACAGCCCAUUCGAUUCAUAUUGUAUGCCCAGAAGACAGUCCAGGAGGAAUCCUCUACACAUCCCCACAUUUUACAAAUGUAUUUCCUUGUGUUUGAGUGCAAAAUCUUACAUGUUUUAUUCUGUGGUUCUUUACUCCAUUUGCGACCACAGACAUAUUUGUGGUGAGAGAGCUGAUAACACACUUUGCUCGAAGAAAUGAGGUGGGAGUCGUUUUAAAAAAUGGUUGGAAAACUGUCUAUACAAACAUAUAGAGGUAGUCGGACACUAAAUGUAUAGACGUAGCAAAUUCAGAUCAGGCAGAGGAGAGAUAAUAACACUAUAUGAUUGACAUGCAAUGCACUCUCCACUCCUCUCUCUUAAAUAUAUAAAUGUUAUUUAUGUUCAUAUUUCCUCUUUGUUCUCUCAAUGUGGUCUUCUCAGCUGAUGUUUUUUUUUUUUUUUGAAAAAAGUUACUUAUUUGUGGACUGAAUGCAAAUGUAUAAAAGGAGAAACAUUAAUACUAAAAAAAACAAUGUGUUGAAUAUGUGUAUAAAAUGUGUAUAUGUCAAUGAUCCCUGUAAUAAAGAUUCAGAGAUGUAUAAAUGUA
This is a messenger RNA of Sardina pilchardus (European sardine), 4339 nucleotides long. RefSeq names its product solute carrier family 17 member 7a (gene slc17a7a). The transcript has 13 exons. Gene Ontology annotation, biological process: regulation of synapse structure or activity; transmembrane transport; neurotransmitter loading into synaptic vesicle. NCBI's taxonomy places the organism in Eukaryota, Metazoa, Chordata, Actinopteri, Clupeiformes, Clupeidae. Bases 254 to 2005 code for a protein of 583 amino acids. Gene Ontology annotation, molecular function: neurotransmitter transmembrane transporter activity; L-glutamate transmembrane transporter activity. Gene Ontology annotation, cellular component: synaptic vesicle membrane; excitatory synapse. The record is from RefSeq and is a predicted model, not a curated record.